AUGCCUUUCAAGCCUCUUUCGCACCUUGCACGUAUCAGCUUCGCGAAAGGAGUUACACAUGCAUAUACACCUGGUGCUGUCGUUGCUGGUCAACAAGGUCUAGGAUCACUACACUCAUAUCCUGUCGCAAAACUAUCAAAGACUGCCCAUGUCCAAAAUGCCUUCUCAACAGCUUCUGGUUCUGGCAAUGGUGCUGGUGCGAAGGCUGGCCAUGCCAGCACUUCCGGCACUAGUGACGGCUCACUAACUCAAUACUUUGCUGCUUUCAACCUUGCCCAGCAAACUGGUGACGAUACCGAACUCAAGAAGCACCAGGGUGCAAGAAAAGUAGGCUGGAAGCAGUCCGACCGACAGGUCACGUCUAAAGCCUCCGCCCGUCUCGACAACCUCAAGCCUACCGAUAUCCUUCGCCAACCAGUUCGACUUCCGGUCGCUCGGUCCCUCAGCGAUAAUGUCGUUCAACAGUCGGACAAAGCAGAGGACCGGCUUGUCGAGGUUGAGGCUUUGGCUAAGAUCGAUGAAGCCAUUGCCUUGGAGAUCAAGGCUGUCAACGAGUCCAAGGCCGCAGAAGCAAUUGUUGAUUCUGACAACAGCCUGGAUAUCUAUGAUGCAGAUAGCGCAGCAUUUUCGGAUUCAUCAAAUGCUGUGCGGUCGCCUACCACAGGGCAGACAAGUCCUGUCUCUGACGAAAGCUCUCUACGGUCGGAAGAGAUUGUAGAGUUAGGUGAGCACUCCCGCUAUGCAGACAUCCCUUACCAAUUCCAGUCCAUGGUCAAAGAUGGACUCGUUCCGAACGUGCACGCAUACAACUACAUCAUUCAGUCUGCUAUCAACCUUGCUAGUGGUUACCAACCAUUUCCGAGAGCUGUUGAAGUUUUCAAUGACAUGACAGCGAAAGGCAUUCAGCCGAAUGAAGACACCUACAGAAUUCUCAUUGCAUUCUUGUCAACGCAGAGCCUUCUGGCAAGCAAGGCUCAGAAAGAGUUGCAGCAGCACCAAAUGCGGUAUGGUUCUGGCCAAGUGUCAUUCACUUUCCCUUCUAUCAAGCACAAGCAAGAGUUGUUCUCGGAAGACGUGUCGAUACUUAUGGCAACCAAGUUCUACAACAUUGCUCGUCGAGAACUGUCGGGUUUUAGGCUGUCAGAUACUCAGUAUGCCAUCUUUCUCGAAGCUUACAGACGGAGUGGAGCAUCUUCCAGCAUGGCUGCUCUGAGUAAAGACAUGCACAGCCAGCAACUCCUCUCCAGUCCGGAAAACUGUGUUGCUGCUAUUGAUGCUUGCGCUCAAGUUAAAGAUCUGGCCUCCGCAAAAGAAAUCUACCAGCAAUAUAGAGAUCUUGCUAUCAACUAUCAAACCAACGUUUUGCUAGACAACAAGGCAUACACUGCUCUUAUUAGAGCUUACUAUGCUUCUGGUGAGGACACCGAGGGCUUGCGAUUCUUUGAGCGUGUAAUCAAAUCCUUCGAUGGUGCGUCCAACAAGGACGCACUCACUCAGGACUUGACCGAUGUAUUUGUUACCGACGGGCUCGUCGAACACUACAUCAAAUCCGGCGAUAUGCACCAAGCGUUGGAAACGCUCAAGGUGUACAGCGUGAGCGAGUCAGCUCGAUCUCGUGCAGUUAGCAAGAUUCUGUCCGCCGCAGCUGACAAUAAUCAAGCAGAGAUUGUUGAUGGUGCUCUUGCUGUAGUCCCUUCUGCCAACCUGGAGGCAGACGCGAUCAUGGCAGUGGCCGCUAUGCAGUUCAGAGUUGGUAAAGUUGUGCAGGCGAAGUCUUUCUGGAAUCAGAACCGUCGUGUCGCUGACGUGAGCUUCGCUACCAUGUACGGAUUGUCCAUCCUCAGCACUGGUGACGUGGAAGGAGCUCUCUCGGACAUCUUAAGCAUGUUCAGAGAGAUUCGACAAUCACUGUCUGAGAAGUCCCGGUCUGAGGUCAACAGCAUCUUGGACGAGUCUGUGCUACAUUUCGGACAGACACUGUCUGGUGGAAGUAUGCUUUACUCUAGCCAAGCUGCAGUUCUGCUCUUCCGAGUCAUGAUCGAGAACGGUGGUCUUGUGCCUUACAUCACCCAAGCUGCUAUUGCAAGAGUUGGCCCGGAGUGUGUGAACCAGCUUUCCGAUCGAGAUAUUGCUCUUGCGCUUCACGUGCAAGCCUAUAUGCUUCCGGCACAAGCUCAUGCAGUCAACGAUGUUGCUCAAGCUGCAAGGUUUUCCCACCUACUGGAGACCGUUCUACAACGCCGAAUUGGUAUGGAUCCAGCCACUGUUCAUGCUGUCGAUAAUGCUUUGCCCAGUUUAGGUGGUGCGAGACCUGACUUGGAACGCAGAUGGAAGGCUUGGCGCAGCCCCGACAGUAUCAUCAGCCAGACUGUAUCUCCCGCUUCGUCUUUUGCUCAAGCAAGAGAGUCACAAAAUCAUGCUAAUCUCUACGAUCCUUAUUCUCAUACAACUGAUCACCGUGCAUCCAAAGUCAUCUCAGAACUUCUCGAAAGCACGACGGGUAGAAUGGAGGCACAUCUCACUGAAGCUAUGUCGAAACUCAAGAACGUACGACGCAUGGGACGACGCUUGCAGUACAGCACAUAUGCCAAAUUGAUCACCACAGCAGGCAAGGUCAAGCAGCAAGAUUUGAUGCGCGAGAUAUUGGCCAUGGCACAGACCGAUGUGCCUUACAAUCCGACUAUCGCUGCAGUUCGGAGUGGCUGGAUUACGAUAUACGAUUCCAUGAUCGCUGCGUGCCUUACCGUUGGUCAGCGACAAGCUGCUUCUAAGUUCCAUGAAGAACUGCUCUCGAUGGGUGCUGCUCCUUCUGCGAACACAUUCGGAAUCUAUAUUACCACUUUAGAAGGUACGUUUGAUGAGGCGUCGGAGGCAGUCAAGAUCUUCCAAAGAGCUGUGUCGGAAGGGGUGACGCCCACAGUAUUCCUGUUCAAUGCUGUGAUUGGCAAGCUCGGCAAGGCUAGACGAAUCGACGACUGUCUCCAGUAUUUUGGGCAAAUGCAAAAUCUUGGUAUCCGUCCUUCGUCAGUCACUUAUGGCACACUCGUCAACGCUUUAUGCCGCACGAGUGAGGAAUCUUUUGCUGUCGAAAUGUUUGAUGAGAUGGAGGCAGCCCCCAAUUAUCGACCUCGUCCAGCACCGUACAACUCAAUCAUCCAGUAUUUUUUGAACACGAAACGAGAUCGUGCGAAGGUCCUACAGUAUUAUGGUCGCAUGCGUUCACGAGACAUCAAACCUACUUCUCAUACAUUCAAGCUCUUGAUCGAAGCCUACGCCACUCUUGAACCCGUCAAUCUUGCCGCAGCUGAAACAGUGCUUGAGGACAUGAAGGUUAGCGGUGUUCAACCUGAAGCAGUUCACUAUGGUGCACUCAUUCAUGCCAAGGGUUGCGUCUUGUCCGACAUGAGUGGUGCACGUGCUACUUUUGACUCGGUGCUGGCAGAUCCCGCUAUCAAGGCAACGGACAAUCUUUACCAAAACUUAUUGGAAGCUAUGGUUGCUAAUUACCAAGUCGCUGACAGUGAGCCUAUACUAACAGACAUGGCGCGACGUGGCGUCUGUAUGACAGCUUACAUUGCCAACACCCUAAUCCAUGGCUGGGCCGCUGCCGGCGAUGUAGAGAAGGCUAAGAGCAUCUACGAUAGUCUGGGGUUUGACAAGCGAGAACCCAGUACAUACGAGGCCAUGACAAGAGCAUUCCUCUCGGUUGAGAACCACACAGCAGCUAAUGCCGUCGUGCAACAGAUGCUAACAAAGGGCUACCCCAGUGCUGUGGCUGACAAGGUCCUUGGUCUAAUCGGGUCAACUUGA
Messenger RNA from Lithohypha guttulata, 3810 nucleotides. RefSeq lists its product as uncharacterized. The transcript has a single exon. The coding region runs from base 1 to 3810 and encodes 1269 amino acids. The record is from RefSeq and is a predicted model, not a curated record. Gene Ontology annotation, molecular function: protein binding. Lineage: Eukaryota; Fungi; Ascomycota; Eurotiomycetes; Chaetothyriales; Trichomeriaceae.